AUGAGUUCUAAAAAAAUUUUACUUCUUGGUACUCCAAAAUCAGGAAAACUUACUUUUCUUAAAGAAUUAACAGGAUCUUUACCAAAAAUCUCAUCAAAUAAGAUAAAUCAUGCAGGAAUAAUACAUCAAGUGAAAUUUGAUACAAAAUAUUAUAAAGCUACAGUAGAUAUAUGGGUAGAUGAGUUUUCUGAUGAAGAAAUUGACAUAUGGGUUGAAUCUUAUUUAUCAGAAGAAGCAGCUCCAGUAAGGGAAGCACUAGGUGCUAUUGUAAUUGUAUUUAGAGAAACAGAAAAAAGGCCAUUUUAUGAACAUGUAUUAAGACAAGUAAAAAAAAUUAGGCAAAUUGUUGAAGCAUGCGAUUCUUCGUGGGACGGUGUUUUAUUAGCAGUAAAAAUGCCUGAAAAAGAUUUGAACACAGUUUCAAGCAACCAAAUCGAUCACAAUGCUCUUUCAGAUGCAUGCUUAAACGAGAAUUUUGAAUAUGUUGACUUUGCUUGUCAAUCUACAAAGCAAUCUAAAGAAGGGAUAGACAGAGUCAAAGAGGCGUUAGAAGCAUUUACGUGGAAUGAAAUGUAUGAUUUGAAUAAAUUUUCCUUUGACGUUAGUAGACAAAAAAUAAAAUCAUAUUAA
Pneumocystis jirovecii RU7 is the source of this 630-nucleotide messenger RNA. RefSeq lists its product as uncharacterized. Gene Ontology annotation, biological process: vesicle-mediated transport. Lineage: Eukaryota; Fungi; Ascomycota; Pneumocystomycetes; Pneumocystales; Pneumocystaceae. Bases 1 to 630 code for a protein of 209 amino acids. Gene Ontology annotation, molecular function: protein-macromolecule adaptor activity. The transcript has 4 exons. The record is from RefSeq and is a predicted model, not a curated record.